AUGCUUUAUUCUCCUAAUUCAAGCUUAUCCCCGAUUGACAAUGCCGUAUUACACCUAGCCGUAAACCGUGCAACCAAACAACAUACAACACUUCCGGCCCAGAAAAAGAACCACAACCAACUCCAUCACAACAACAAAUCACAUCUUUCUCCCGCUGGAAACCAUAAACCCUGCAACUGCCGAGUUUCCUACCCGCACCGUAGGAUGGACAGCGGCCGCCCCGAAGACCGACAGGUCCGCAGGCAAGACAUUUCGCUUGAAGCAGCAUGUAGAUCCGAUUAUGGUGUAUCUCGUGGUUAUGAUGGAAAAAGCAGUGUGGAACUGUACUGGGGCUAUGCAGAGGACGGUUUGUGGUCCGCUUACAAGCGAUGCGGUUGUGCGAUUACGUGGGCUGACGUGCAUGCUGCGUGA
Pochonia chlamydosporia 170 is the source of this 411-nucleotide messenger RNA. RefSeq lists its product as hypothetical. Bases 1 to 411 code for a protein of 136 amino acids. The transcript has a single exon. Lineage: Eukaryota; Fungi; Ascomycota; Sordariomycetes; Hypocreales; Clavicipitaceae. The record is from RefSeq and is a predicted model, not a curated record.